AUGAGGCUCUCGGAGGCUAGUUUCCUCUUGCUCUACCAGAGUUGCCUGACGCUGUCCCGCAGGUCUGCCAGGAUGGCGCUGUUGGCCAAUGUGCCGGUGAUCUGUGAGGACUCGCUUCACUUCGCCGACCUCGAGAAUACAGUCGAGCUUGCGCCCUUGGAAGAGAUUCCCAGAAGAAUCCGGGAGGUUGUGAGCAACGAGGAGCUGAGGAGACACAUCGUGGAGCGGCAGAAGCAGUUCGUGGCUAAGUGGCCUCCGAGUGAGAUCCAGGCGAGGCAUCGGGCCCUCUAUGACCAACUCCGGCCGAAGCACAUGCCGGGAGAGCUGCCGCCGGACUACAUCGAGAAGGCCGCGAUGCCGGCGGAGGAGAGCGACGAGGCGAACAAGCUGCGAGACGAGAUGAACAAGUUUGUGGACAGCCCCAUCCGCAACCUGGCGGACGAGGAGGAGGAGGACAGUGAGUUCGCAAAGUUCCGCAGCGAGAAGAUCCGAGAGCACCUGAGGCGAUCCAACCUCAGAGGAGACAAGCGCAUCAAAGACGCGGCCUGA
This is a messenger RNA of Guillardia theta CCMP2712, 549 nucleotides long. RefSeq lists its product as hypothetical. Lineage: Eukaryota; Cryptophyceae; Pyrenomonadales; Geminigeraceae. The record is from RefSeq and is a predicted model, not a curated record. The coding region runs from base 1 to 549 and encodes 182 amino acids. The transcript has 6 exons.